ACACAAAUACCUGCGGGAGAAAGGAGCCUCGGUUCGGUACGUCGAAUGGUAUUACAAAUAUAUAUAUAUAUAUUUUUAAUCCGUCCACCAUCCCGAUCAGCCUUUGUAAUCUUACCAGUAGAGUGCAGACUAUACCGCUUAGUUUGAUAUCCUAUAGCUUGGAAUCAUCUCUCAUUACCUACUUUCUCAUUCAUAACAGCAACGAGGUUGAAAAGUGUCGGAUAUCACACAAUUUAGCCUUGUAACAUCACUAGAUCAUUCAUCGUUGGUGAGUCCCCCUUCCCGUCUUGCGAAAGUGAUGAUCGACCACCCACAUAUUCUGUGACCCUUAUACGAAUUCAAGUACUCCGUACAUUUACCUGCUAAUCUUAUCAAAGCUUAUCGUGACCUCGGGAUCAUCUGCAACAAAAUCGAAGCAGACAGACGCUUUCCAGGGUUAUUCGAACAAAUCGACCAUGAGAGCCCCGGCUGAGAGAACAGCAAAACAGAGAUUCUUCCAGACUUCUCUUUGAAGAAUUUUCCAAGAUUAAUGAGGAAGCGAUGCACAGAGGUACCCUUUCGAAGAAUGAAGCUAAUGAACAGCAGGCGGAGGAUUAUUAAAAUAACUGCCAAUAGUAUACUCCGCAUGCAAUGAGGCAUCCUCCAGCAGCAUGUCAUUGACACUAUCAUGUAGAUAACCGCGGAAACGCCUCGUGGCAAAAUUGGUCUCAACAAUGAGUUCUCCUCAUAGUUCCAAGGGAGCUUUUGCGUUUUGUAAUUCUUCAACCCCGCCAAGAAUAUGGUACAAAUCAUUCCAAGCCAUACCCAAACAUGAUCUGUCAUAUCAACACAGAUAUCUGGAAUUUGUUCUUACCGUCUAGAUGAUUCAUACUUCCCAAAUGACAUCUACCGCUACAUAACAUCAUUCUUUUCGUCCGUCAAAACAAACUGCAAAUCUUGGGUAACCAAAAAAUCAAUCCAGAUCCAGACCAAGACCUCAGAUUGCCUCGGUGAUUUCUCUAUCCAGCAAUAAGGCUUGUCUCACUUGAUAUCUGCUGUCAAAGAAACUUCGAUAAGGAGCCUCGUCACCACGCUAUACUCUAGCAGCCGAGCAAGAUUGCAAGGAUAGCGAUAAAGCUAUUGCUUAAUCUUUUCGACAAAUUCGAUACCUUACGCUAUCAAGAUUGCAUCUGAUGCGCAUGAACCCAAUAAGUCUCCUCUAGGAUUUUCUGUCUCACCAAAGCAAUCAAUGAAAAGUGGAAUAUAUGCUUGUUAACUGGGGCUCCUUCAUCUUUGGACUCUCGCCAUCCCAUCCUCCGUCCCGUUCUCGCACCACUUCUCAUAAAUUAUACACAGCUUGUUAUCACUGACUUGCCAUCGACCAAUCAUAACAAUCCUGCCUCCUCUCUCAACCCAUAAAACGUCUGAAUAUUUUUCUCGAAACCCUAGCCAUGGAGUACAGAAGAAGCUCGAUGGUUAUGAACCGAAAACAACAGGCUAGUACAAACCCUCAGAUAUAUGCUAGUUUCGCCGGUGCUGGUGUCCCCCGGACCUCAAAUGGGAUUUUGGACGACAUGCCCACAAUGUGGUGGGAUGAGGAAAGAAUUCAGGCCACCGUUACACGACAAUUUGUGUUGUCAAAAUUAAAUCCAGACGAGCAAGAGCGUCUGGAUGAGCCAUUGGGUUUCGGUGAUGGCUUGACCGAUGAUACAUACAUGGAAUGGAUUGAAGAAAAGGCCAAAACAAUAUUCUUGAUCUUGGUGGAGUUGGGUGUGCCAGAUCAGAUAUUUGGAGUCAUUGAUGAUUCAUGGGGCGAUGAUGAUUUACCGAUACCGAUGGAUCAAGUUGAAAGACUACAGUUGACCUACGAUCGAAACGAAAAGCUAGAGAAGAAGUUUUUCCAGCGCCAAUUCAACUACCUCCUAAGAUAUGUCGCUAAAGGCGAACAUAUUUACUACGAUGAUGUAGAAGUCGUACCGCUAGAGCCAGUCGAAAAAAGAGCCGCUGGAUCAGUAAGUAGUCUUCUAGCGAACAGUGUUGAUAAGGUCCAUUUACCUGGCAGGCCAGACACCGUCUUUUUGCGCCGACGAAUACUCCUAGGUACCUCACCAGAACGAAUGCUACAUGAGGAAUUUCUGUCGGGUAUCGAAGCAAUGAAAAUGGUUGACCACGCACAUCUCAUGUCAUUAUGGGCUUCUUAUAUCCACCAGGAUAAGGGCUAUUUACUCUUGACUCCAGCAAACGCCAACUCGCUCAAAUCCUUUCUCACCAUUAUACCUCAAUCUUUCAAGAUCCUAGCUAAGCAGGACCGCCGUGUUCUUAUUUUGAAUUGGCUUCACUGUCUAGCUGGAGCCUUGUCAUUUCUUCAUAGCAAUGGUCUUUCCCAUCGUAACAUCAAGCCCUCCAAUGUCAUGCUCGACCUUGACAACCACAUCUUUCUGGGAGAUUUGGGCGUCUUCCCUACCCAUGUCCCUAUCGGGGAGAGAAGUGGCUUUGAUAAAGAGGCCUAUGAUUACUCCGCCCCAGAACAGCACCAUUACACGACGACUUCCACUUCUAGCCUGCCCAAUACCCGGUCGGCAUCAUCGCGACCACCGGCGUCUAGCAGGUCAGCUGGUGUCCCUACUGAUUUCAUAUUUCAAAUCCCUACAAUUUCAUUGUCAAAUGAUUCAUCAUCUGUUCAUACAGUCUCGACUGGUUCGCGAUCAGAAGGCUCAGGUCCAAGCCACACUAGAAGAGACAGCAGAGCUGGUAGACACGAUCCACAGAAGGCCGAUAUAUUUGCUUUAGGGGCUAUCUUCAUCGAAAUCAUCACAUUUCUUAUGAAGCGAGCGACAAGGAAUUUUGUCUCGCAUCGAUCGUCGAAGCACAAGACCCCGGGUCGUGGUGGCGGAGUUCCAGAUUCAAGCUUUCAUAAGAACCUGGGCCAAGUAGAUAGCUGGAUGAAUACACUUCUCAAAGACGCCACAAAGAAGGAAGACAAGAUCUUUCGAGGUGUUUCUCAAUUAAUCGCAAUUUCCCAACGAAUGCUCUCACCCGAACCAAACGAUAGGCCAUCAGCAAGCGAAGUUCAAGAGAGAAUCUACGCCGUCUUGACAGAGAAUUGUGGCCUAAGAGAUAAUCCUGGAGGUGACAACUCGGAAAGGGGACAGAUACAUUGCGGAACCCAAAUCACAGAAGACCAGUGGAACUUUGGCUUUGACCAACUGCGCCUCGCUAGUCAAAGGGCCGCGGCAGAAGCAUGUGCUUCCGUCGCUGGGAAUAUGGUGGCAAACCUCCCGCUCGGUAACGGAGGUGUAAUCUACGGCGUAGAAAGAGUAGCCACCGUAGUAAAUAACGGCAUACCUUUGUCAUCCAUGGGAGGGAGAGAAGGAGAUCGUGUUAGCAUCAAUACGAAAACGAGCAGCGGCAAAAGCAGCGAAGGGAAAGGCAAAGCCGCCGGACAGGAAAAAGCAAGACCUAAAGCUAAAGCUUGGCAGGCUCCUGUUUAUGCUGGUAUGUCAUUCCAAUGUUUCUCGCUCGUAUUGUUGAGUGUAUGUGUCUAUACUAACGAUUGGCGCGCAGAGCUUAGUUUCGGCUAACCCCCUAAAUAUCGGACUCGCGUGAAAUUUCGACCCACAAGCAACGAGAGAUGAAUUUUCAUAAUGACAUUUUUGGCCAGCAUAAGAGAGGGGAGAGAAGCGGGU
Sclerotinia trifoliorum is the source of this 3665-nucleotide messenger RNA. The record is from the annotation of a GenBank genome assembly. Lineage: Eukaryota; Fungi; Ascomycota; Leotiomycetes; Helotiales; Sclerotiniaceae.